Molecule: messenger RNA, 1698 nt
Organism: Linnemannia hyalina
Lineage: Eukaryota; Fungi; Mortierellomycota; Mortierellomycetes; Mortierellales; Mortierellaceae
Source: the annotation of a GenBank genome assembly
AUGUCUGUGACAAACGACAAAAAGUCAAAGAAGGACAAGAAGGAAAAGGUCGCCGCCGCCGCUGCCUCCUCUGACGUCGAGGACGCUUCCGCUGUGACUAAGAAGGAGAAGAAAAACAAGAAGGAAAAGAAGGACAAGAAGGACAAGAAGGAGAAGAAGGAAAAGAAGGAAAAGCGCAAGGCUGACGACGACAACAACAGUGACAACGAUUCCACCGCCACUUCGACCACCACCGCCACUACCGAAGACGCACCCGUCAUCAAGAAGCUCAAGGUCAUCGAGGUCGCCCAACCCUUGAAGGCCACCGUUGUCUCUGGAACGACCCCCACGACCGGAGGACUCGUCAAGUCCUUCUACAACGUCUCGACCAACAAGACAACCAAGGAGCAGGCCCGCGAGUUCUACAAGGAGAACACCAUCGAGGUUUCGGGUGACCAGGACUUUUUGCCCGUCCUCAAGUUUGACGAGGCUGGCUUCAGAUCCGAGAUGAUUGAUGUGACCAAGUCCUUCAAGGCCCCUUCGCCCAUUCAGGCUGCUUGCUGGCCUAUUGUUCUUUCUGGCCGUGAUAUCAUCGGUAUCGCCGAGACUGGUUCCGGAAAGACGUUGGCGUUCACUUUGCCUGCUUUGAUGCACAUCAAGGGACAGAAGGAUUUCAAUGUCAAGCCCAAGGGUCCUACCGUUCUCGUUGUCUCUCCUACCCGCGAGUUGGCCAUGCAGACGAUGGAACAGUGUGUUGCCGCAGGAAAGUCGUCGGGCAUCAAGAGUGUUUGCAUCUACGGAGGUGUUUCCAAGGACGACCAGCGCAAGGCCAUUCGCCAGGGCGUUCACAUCAUUGUCGCCACCCCCGGACGUCUUUUGGAUCUUAUGGAGGACGGAAGCUGCAACAUUGAUAAUGUCUCGUACAUGGUUCUGGAUGAGGCCGAUCGUAUGUUGGAUACCGGAUUCGAGGAGGCGAUUCGUUCGAUUUUGCGCAAGACCCGCAAGGACCGUCAGACAUGCAUGUUCUCGGCCACCUGGCCAGAGUCUGUCCGCAAGCUUGCCCACGACUUUUUGGACCGCCCCGUCAAGGUGACGAUUGGAUCGCCCGACCUUGGAGCAUCGUCGAACGUCACCCAGAUUGUCGAGGUUCUGGAUGACCCCCGCAACAAGGAGCGUCGCCUGUUGGAUCUGUUGAAGGAUUACCACAAGACCCGCAAGAACCGCAUUCUGAUCUUUGCGUUGUACAAGAAGGAGGCUGACCGUAUUGAGCAGACUCUGCUGAGGGCCGGAUAUAAGGUUGGAGGUAUCCACGGAGACAAGACCCAGAACACGCGCACUGCUGCCUUGGAGGCGUUCAAGAACGGAAGCAUCCCUCUGUUGGUGGCAACGGAUGUGGCUGCUCGUGGUAUUGAUAUUACGGGCAUCACACAUGUGAUCAACGUAACGUUCCCUCUGACGAUAGAGGACUAUGUCCAUCGUAUUGGACGUACCGCCCGUGGAGGACAGACCGGAAUCGCGCAUACGUUCUUCACCGUGAACGAGAAGGGUCUGAGUGGAGCUUUGAUCAACGUGUUGAACGAUGCUGGAGUGAAGAUCCCCGAUGAGCUCCGCAAGUUUGGAGGCACUGUCAAGAAAAAGGCCCACUCGAUCUACGGUGACCACUUCAAGGAUAUGGGCGAUCAGCCCAUGAAGGCAGCUACCAAGAUCCGCUUCGAGUAG